AUGAAGCCUCUUUGUCUUGCUCUUGACAAUGGCUUUGUCACUGGAAUGGCUGGUGGUGGAGCUGCCACUGAGCUACGGGUGCUCUAUCAGCCCAACCGCUGCGCCAUUCUCGAGUCCACGCUGGUUGCAGGCCACACAGUUAUUUUUGAUCGCCACGGCAAAAGAGCUGAUGAAUCAGCAGCAGGUUAUGCAGACCUCUCGAAGGAAUUUGUGAUUUUUGUCAAGGGUGUGUUUCUCAACAGUGCAGUGGUUCUGCUCUCAACAAGCCUGUGUCAGGCCCUGUGUCUCCAGCCUGACGGAAGCUGCACUGGAGUUGGAAAACAGUCUGAAGAAUCCUACUGGAAAGUGCAUAAAAUCAGCUCUGGGAUUUGCAUGUUUGAAAGUGUGAAAAAUGUGGGGAUGUAUCUGCGGAUUAAGGAUGGUCGCUGUGAUGGAACGGGCACAGGAGAUGCUGACUGUCAUUUUAAAAUGAAGAAGAACUUGGAAAAUGCAUCCGUGAGCCUGGAGUCUACAAAGAGCCCAGGGCUGUUCGUGGGACUUCGGUCAGAUGGACAGGCAAGACCAGUCAUCUACACAGAGGAUGAGAAUGUUUGCUUCUACCCACAAGUCAUCCAAUUUGGCAGAGAAAACCCAAUGGGAAUGUCUGCAACUUUCAGACAAAAGGAAGAACAGAUCCAUGAGUCAAAAAACCAGAAACAAACACCAGCAGAAUCUGAGGCCAGGGGUCCCUUACCUUCUUCCGCUCCAAUAGAAGAAAUCCAGCGUCCCCAAAGCAGUGAGACUCUUCUGUUAGAAGAUAAAUGGAAGGUGUUAGUGCUGACGGGAAGUACAGGGACUCAAGCCAAUGUCACACUCUGGGUGUAUGGAGAUGAAGGAGUCACCGGGCCAAUAAGUCUCAGCAAGGACAGCCCAGAGCAGCUCUUCCGUCCAGGACAGGAGGAUGAAUUCCAGGUUGAAAUAAGAAGCAUUGGAACAAUAUAUAAGAUAAGAAUAGGACACGAUGGAACGAGCCAGCGACCGGAGUGGAGCUUGCAGAGGGUGACCAUGCAACAUAUGAAAAGCAAGAAGAUCCUAGAUUUUGCAGCAAACGUGUGGCUUUCUCGGAACCAAGCACACGGGGAUGUCGUCUGUGAGCUUCCUGUAGUGAAAGAAGGACAAGCUAUCUUUCCAUUAGUGAUAUACCAUGUUUAUGUCUACACUGGGCAGCUGAAGCAAGCAGAGACAGAAUCUGACGUUUCCCUCUGUCUCUACGGGCAGCGGGGAGACUCUGGCCUUCGGCUGCUGCACAAAUCUAACAUGCCGGUAAAAUUCCGAAGAGGGCAGGUUGAUAAAUUUCAAGUAGAAGCAGUGUCCCUUGGAAAACUGCAGAAGGUGCUGUUGCGCUGUGAGGCCAGUGACAGAUCACAGUACUGGUACUGUGACAAGGUCGUGGUCCAAGACCCUGGCGCUGCGUCUGCUUCCGUCUUCACCUGUGAGAGAUGGCUUCCCUUUAUGUCUCAGGGCAUAAUUCAUUCUGAAAUUGAACUUUAUCUUCAAGGUGAGGAUUAAUGAAACCGUCAGUUGAAGAAGGUACAAGAUGAUUUUGCCACCUCUGGAUGCUGCGGAACACGAUUCCCCAGUUGCCCCAGACGUUUCCUUUGAUCGUUUACCUUUGUAUUGGAUUUAUAGUUAUUGCUCACAGUGGAAAUAAAAACAUACGUAAAGCUGUGUCUUGGCAAUGUCGUAUGCCCUGCCCUAAGUUAAAAACCCACCUAAGGAUUUGCCACUGUUAUUCAAGAGUUAAACUCACUUCAUUUUUCUGCCACUUACAAUGUCAUCAGACGGAUCUAUUAUUAACUGCACUUCACUUUUAUUUUUGCAGAAAUGCAAAUAAAUCAUCAACCUAAAAUACAAGAG
Messenger RNA from Tupaia belangeri chinensis (Chinese tree shrew), 1896 nucleotides. RefSeq lists its product as uncharacterized. The record is from RefSeq and is a predicted model, not a curated record. The transcript has 11 exons. Gene Ontology annotation, molecular function: protein binding. Lineage: Eukaryota; Metazoa; Chordata; Mammalia; Scandentia; Tupaiidae. Bases 1 to 1548 code for a protein of 515 amino acids.